AUGAUGCCAGCUGACAAUCACACUGUUUUUGACCCUGUAACUUACAUCCUGAAUGGCAUCCCGGGUACGGAGGAGUCUCAUUUCUGGAUCGCCAUCCCCUUCUGUUUCAUGUACGUUGUGACACUUUUUGGGAACUCUCUCCUACUAUUCAUCAUACUAACAGAACGAAGCCUCCAUGAGCCCAUGUAUCUAUUCGUGUCCAUGCUGGCCACUGUUGAUCUGCUGUUAUCUACCACUACGGUGCCCAAGAUGCUGGCUAUAUUCUGGUUUAGAGCAGGGGAAAUUUCUUUUGCUGCCUGCCUGACCCAGAUGUUUUUCAUCCAUGUCAGUUUUAUUGCCGAGUCAGCCAUCCUGCUGGCCAUCUGCGACCCCCUGAGAUAUACCGCUGUGCUAACCAAGUCUGUGAUUGGGAAGAUGGGGCUGGCAGUUGUCACAAGAAGUUUCUGUUUCAUUUUCCCUCUCAUCUUUCUCGUGAAGCAACUGAAGUUCUGCAGAACCAACCGCCUGCCUCACGCCUAUUGUGAGUACAUGGCCAUAGCCCGGCUGUCCUGCGACGACAUCACAGUCAACGUCUGGUAUGGCGUAGCCAUGGCUAUUAUAGUAAUUGGUUUGGAUGUUGUGCUCAUUGCUUUGUCUUAUGGAUUUAUCCUCAGGGCCGUCUUCCGGCUCCCCUCCAAGGACGCCCGGCUCAAGGCUCUCCGCACCUGCAGCUCCCACCUCUGUGUCAUACUGAUGUUCUAUGUGCCAUCCUUUUUCUCCUAUUUUGCACACCAGUUUGGGCACAUCAUCCCAGGUUAUAUUCUUAACCUACUGGCCAACCUGUAUGUGCUCAUUCCUCCCAUGUUAAACCCCAUCAUGUAUGGGGUGACAACAAAAGAGAUCCUGAAACGGGUGAUCAAUGUGUGCUAA
Messenger RNA from Chrysemys picta bellii (western painted turtle), 909 nucleotides. Its product is annotated as olfactory receptor 52B2-like. Gene Ontology annotation, cellular component: plasma membrane. Gene Ontology annotation, biological process: G protein-coupled receptor signaling pathway. The record is from RefSeq and is a predicted model, not a curated record. Gene Ontology annotation, molecular function: olfactory receptor activity; G protein-coupled receptor activity. Lineage: Eukaryota; Metazoa; Chordata; Testudines; Emydidae.